AUGGCCGACAUGAAAACCGGCAUCUUCGCCAAAAAUGUCCAGAAACGCCUAAACCGCGCCCAGGAGAAGGUACUUCAAAAGCUAGGAAAAGCAGAUGAAACAAAAGAUGAACAGUUUGAGGAAUAUGUUCAAAAUUUCAAACGGCAAGAGGCAGAGGGUUCCAGGCUCCAGAGAGAACUAAGAGGAUAUUUAGCAGCCAUCAAAGGGAUGCAAGAUGCCUCAAAGAAGCUUACAGAGUCUCUUCAUGAAGUGUACGAGCCAGAUUGGUAUGGUCGAGAAGAUGUGAAAAUGAUUGGUGAGAAAUGUGAUGAACUUUGGGAAGACUUCCAUCAAAAGCUGGUGGAUGGGUCAUUGUUGACCUUGGAUACAUACCUAGGACAAUUUCCUGAUAUCAAAAAUCGUAUUGCAAAACGAAGCAGAAAGCUGGUAGACUACGACAGUGCAAGGCAUCACCUAGAAGCCCUGCAGAGCUCAAAAAGAAAAGAUGAAGGCAGAAUUACCAAGGCAGAAGAGGAGUUUCAAAAAGCACAGAAAGUGUUUGAAGAGUUUAACACUGAUUUACAAGAAGAGUUGCCAUCUCUGUGGUCACGACGAGUUGGCUUUUACGUGAACACCUUCAAAAAUGUGUCCAGCCUCGAAGCCAAGUUUCACAAGGAAAUAGCUUUACUAUGUCACAAACUAUAUGAAGUGAUGACGAAGCUGGGAGAUCAGCAUGCGGACAAGGCCUUCACUAUUCAAGGGGCACCAAGUGACUCAGGUCCACUCCGCUUUGCAAAAACACCAUCACCACCAGAAGAGGCCUCUCCCCUGCCCAGCCCUACUGCUAGUCCCAAUCAUAUGCUGGCACCAGCAUCUCCAGCACCAGCCCGGCCUAAGUCACCCACACAGCUGAGGAAAGGUCCGCCAGUCCCACCGCUGCCUAAGCUCACGCCCACGAAGGAAUUGCAACAGGAGAACAUUAUUAACUUCUUUGAUGACAACUUUGUCCCAGAAAUCAACGUAACAACCCCAUCACAGAAUGAAGUUCCUGAAGCUAAGAAAGAAGAAUCUUUGCUAGAUCUGGACUUCGACCCUUUCAAGCCAGACGUUGUAUCAACAGGAGCCACUCAUUCACCCAUGUCUCAGACAUUGCCAUGGGAUCUAUGGACGACAAGCAGCGAAUUGGUGCAGCCGGCAUCCGGCACAGCAUUUAAUGGAUUUGCACAGGAUACUUCUGCAUUUACAGUGCAAUCAACUGAGAAUGUGACAGAGCCUUUGACUGAGGCUGAAGAAGCUCCACCUGGGGAACCCACAGUCGAGGAAACCCCUGCUGCUGCAGUUUUGGAAAAGGAGGCCAUCCCUGCUGAGUCUGCUGAGCCACCAGAGCAGGCUGUGGACAGUGUCGAGGCAGGGGAUAAGGAGACAACUGGAGUUGCUGAGAAAGAGAGCGAGGUACAUAAGAAAAGCCUCAAGUCUGUAGGUGAUAGAACUACUUCAGCAGACGACAGUGUAGCUGUGGCAGCAGGAGCUGGUGAUGGUGCUGCCACCACUGAGCAGGAGGGUGUUGCUGGAGGUGACAAACCUCAGGAAGAAGAUAAGGAAGCUGAUGUCUCUCAGGAAAAGAUCAGCAGCAUCCCAUCUGUAGUAAUAGAGCCAGCAUCAAACCACGAGGGGGAGGGAGAAGAGCAUGAAGGCAUCAUGGAUGAGUCCAAAGUUGUUGCAGCAGAAGUGGGUGCUCAGGGCACUGACACUUCACCCAAUGGAACUUCUCAAGUUGCAACUGACCCAAAGCCUGCUGAAGAAAUGCAGGCAGCGCCUUCUCAAGAACAUCCUGUUCCAGCAGAAGACACAGCUUCUGCAAUGCCACCUGGCUUUCUCUAUAAGGUUGAAGUUCUACAUGACUUUGAGGCAGCUAACAGUGAUGAGCUUAAUCUACAACGAGGAGAUAUUGUACUAGUAAUUCCUUCUGAGACCACAGCUGAUCAGGAGGCUGGCUGGUUGACAGGUAUCAAGGAAUCCGAGUGGCUUCAGUACAGAGAUGCAAAUAGUUACAAAGGACUUUUCCCAGAGAACUUCACACGCCACCUGGAGUAGUUCUCCACUCAGGCAGAUCAACGUAGU
Calypte anna (Anna's hummingbird) is the source of this 2100-nucleotide messenger RNA. It is a transcript of the gene AMPH, whose product is annotated as amphiphysin. Bases 1 to 2073 code for a protein of 690 amino acids. Gene Ontology annotation, biological process: synaptic vesicle endocytosis. Gene Ontology annotation, cellular component: cytoplasm; synaptic vesicle; plasma membrane. The record is from RefSeq and is a predicted model, not a curated record. The transcript is spliced from 23 exons. Lineage: Eukaryota; Metazoa; Chordata; Aves; Apodiformes; Trochilidae. Gene Ontology annotation, molecular function: phospholipid binding; protein binding.